This is a messenger RNA of Manis javanica (Malayan pangolin), 1933 nucleotides long. RefSeq names its product testis-specific serine/threonine-protein kinase 6. Gene Ontology annotation, cellular component: cytoplasm. Gene Ontology annotation, biological process: protein phosphorylation; intracellular signal transduction; microtubule cytoskeleton organization. The record is from RefSeq and is a predicted model, not a curated record. Lineage: Eukaryota; Metazoa; Chordata; Mammalia; Pholidota; Manidae. Gene Ontology annotation, molecular function: ATP binding; tau-protein kinase activity.
AGCGAGGCCUGGGACUGACUGGGCAGCGGAGGAGCUAUUAUUUCCCCUUCUUUCAGAAGGGGCGUGGCUCGGUCGGAGCGGGUCCGGCCGCCAGGGUUCUGGCCCUACAGGACCUCCUGGUCACCUUCCCUCUGGAGGAUGUUCAGGGCCACUCGGAAACCCCAUGCUCUCGAGGGAGCCAAGUCUCCGAGUUAAGCUCCCCUUCGCAUUUUCUCCCCUUUGCGGGACUCUGCACACAGCCCACGGCUCCACAGGUCAGGGAAGGGUACACAGUAGGGGUGUGAGGGGCCACUGCUGCUCGGAUUCGGACUCGCGAAGAGCCUUUCUAGUGCCAGGCACAGAUUCCGCUCCCCUCGGUGGUGGCCGGGACCCCUUGCUAGUGGCCUCUCAUGAGAACUGGGCCAUUCAGAGCGAUUAUCAGUCACGAAGCCCAAGGGCCUUGGGGGGUCACGCGGGGUGGGGGCCGGAGAGGCGCCACCCAGAGGCGGGAUGACGUCCGCAGCUACUUCACAAUACACAAAUUGUUACCUGGGCAAUAAAAAGCACCGGGCGGUGAAGACCCGGGAGUAGGCGCCCGGGGGGCAUGGGGGUGCAGAUGGCAAGCACCAUUGGUUGGGCCUGAGACGGGAGUCCAGCCGCCUUCCGACAACAGUCGCCUCCUGCUCCCCGUGUCCCCCAGAUGCCACGAUGUCGGAUGACAGAAUUCUGAGCAAACUCGGCUACAAGCUGGGCUGCACGAUAGGUGAGGGCAGGUUUUCCAAAGUUAAGGUGGCCACGUCCAAGAAAUACAAGGCCACGGUGGCUAUCAAGGUGGUGAAACGGCAGCGUGCGCCUCGCAACAUUGUCGACAAGUUCCUUCCUCGUGAGCUAUCCAUCCUUAGGAGCGUGGGGCACCCACACAUCGUGCACGUCUUCGAAUUCAUUGAGGCGUGCAACGGGAAGCUGUACAUCGUGAUGGAGGCAUCCGCCACGGACCUGCUGCAAGUCGUGCAGCGCAACGGGCGCAUCCCUGGAGGGCAGGAGCGCGACCUCUUCGCGCAGUUGGCCGGCGCUGUGAGCUACUUGCACGAUCACCAGCUGGUGCACCGCGACAUCAAGUGCGAAAAUGUGCUGCUGAGCUCAGACGAGCGCCACGUCAAGCUUACGGACUUUGGCUUCGGCCGCGAAACACACGGUUGCCCUGAGAUGAGCACCACCUACUGCGGCUCUCUCGCCUACGCGGUACCCGAGGUACUUCUGGGCAUCCCCUAAGAUCCCAAGAGGUGCGACAUGUGGAGCCUGGGCGUCGUCUACGUCAUGGUCACCGGGAACAUGCCCUUCAACGCCUCCUACAUCGCUAGCCUGCCCCGGCGCCAGAAGCGUGGCGUCCUCUACCCAAAAGGCCUCGAGCUGUCCGAGCGCUGCAAGGACCUAAUCGCCAAGCUGCUACAGUUCUACCCGUGUGCCAGGCCUUCAGAGGGCCAAGUAGCGCGCAACGCCUGGCUGCUUGAACGGACUCCGGUUAGGAGGCGGGGUUCCCGCCAUCCCUGACGCCCGAGCAUUGCGCACGCGCCGCGCACUCGGGACAGGCGCGCUCGCGGAGACCCACGUACAUCCCGCUUGCCACCGCGCAGAUGUUCUUCCCCCUUCCCUUUCCCCUCGAACCCUGGGGCCUCAGCAGCCCGAGGUAGGAAUUUAGCUCCUCCUACACGAUCCCGAGAGCCGGAGGGCGCGUGCGCUCCCCAGACUCCCCGCCAUUGGAGACGGAACAUUGCGUCUGCGCGGGGUGAGAGACGGCUGCGCAGCGGUAGGAACGUCCGCAGAUGUGCGGCUGCUGCCGAGUGGCCCUUCCCGGGAGGCGUCCGUCCCGAGUCCCCAGCUCACGCUGGUACGGGACGGCGCGCUCUGGGAGGUGCCCGCCCUGGAACCUGAGCAUUAAACUCCCUCUUCCUGG